AUGAUAUUAAAGGUACUUGGAUGGAAUCAGCCCGGUUUUGGCCAAAGUUCUGGUCUUCCAUUUCCCAACAAUACAUUAGCUGCUGCAGAUGCUGUAAUGCAGUAUGCUCAAACCGUUCUGGGUUUUCGAGAGGAAGAAAUUGUGCUGUUUGGGUGGUCAAUUGGCGGAUAUCCAGCGAGUUGGUUGGCUGCUAAUUAUCCAAAAGUGAAGGGUAUCAUUCUCGACGCGACCUUUGAUGAUGUUCUUCCUCUGGCCCAAGCUCGAAUGCCGAAGAUUCUAUCCGAUAUCGUAGAAUAUGCCAUAAGGACGAACUUCGAUUUGAACAUCCAGGCUAUUCUCGCUAACUAUAAAGGUCCUUUAAAAUUGAUUCGUCGAUUACAAGAAGAAAUUUUGACAACUGAUGAGACUGGUACAGAAGCGGAUCGUCGCGCUAGCAAUCGAGCAAAUUUUCUCUUGAAAAAGAUCAUUGAGCAGCGGCAUCCAACUCUUAUAGCCGAUUUAGAGUCUCAGGUUGAUCGCUGGUUAGCGAUGACACCUCAACAGCGAGCAAUGGCCGGGCAUGUUUCAAACGAGUCAGAAAUAGCGAUUCGGCGUGCGCGAUUGUAUGCAGCAUGUGAUCACUACCUCACCGAUUUUGAUGCUACUCAUGUGCAGCCACUGGAUCCGGGGUAUUUCAACAUUCCCCUUCCUUUCCGUGAUCUCAAAUAA
Molecule: messenger RNA, 708 nt
Organism: Strongylus vulgaris
Lineage: Eukaryota; Metazoa; Nematoda; Chromadorea; Rhabditida; Strongylidae
Source: the annotation of a GenBank genome assembly